Messenger RNA from Pelagomonas calceolata, 1331 nucleotides. NCBI's taxonomy places the organism in Eukaryota, Pelagophyceae, Pelagomonadales, Pelagomonadaceae. The record is from the annotation of a GenBank genome assembly.
CAAGAGUGCGCUGCAGGUGCGAGAGCGAGGCAGCCCACGCACAGCAGCAAACCCCAAGACGAUGGGCGGCCGCCGCGGCAAGGGCGGCAAGCGCCGCGGCGCGCCGGCGCUGGCCUUUUGCGGCGUCGACGAGGGCCUCACCCUCGACGAGUACGUGGGCGCCGCGUCGACCGAGCACCACGUCUCGACGCCGGGGCCCCAGUCGCCGCUCAAGUCGCCGCUGCGCGCCGCGCCGUCGCCGCCGAAGCGCCGGUCGCCGCUGAAGCCGCGGUCCGCGCUGCUGCCGCCGCUGUCCAAGGGCGAGCGGCGGCCCAAGUCCAACAAGAGCGUGCGCUUCACGCCCGGCACGGCCGGCAGCGUCCUGUCGAGCGACGACGAGCCGGAGGACGUGCCGGACCCGUCGAAGAUCUGGGCCAUGCCGCCGCCGCGCAAGUUCGACUACGAGUGGCGCUUCAACGCGCCCGCGAAGGUCCUCGUCCACGGCGUCGACAUCAACGCGCGGCCGGGGCCCGUCGCCGAGGCGCCGCCCGCCGCGGAGCUGAGCAUGAUGAACCCCGUCGUGGCGCCGAACCAGGUCUCGCUCGCCGAGAUGCGGCGAAGGCGCCGCGUCGAGCGGACGCGCCGGACGCUCCGGACGCCGUGGCUGCCCUCGCACGGCCACGUGCGGCGCGCGCCCUACGCGCCGAACGGCACGUACCUGUUUCCCACGCCCUCGUCGAACCUCCUGUCGAAGAAGGUCCGGACCCGGUUCGUUUCCCGCGUCUUGUGUUUUUCGUUUGCGCGAGACGUACGCCACGCCCCGCGGACCUCCACGCGGCGAUGGCGUGCACCGCCCGCCGUCACCGCGCUACGCCGCGUCGACGCUCUCGAUACACGCAGGCGGAGAGAGAAGCUCAAGAAGGAGCUAAUCACGCUCGAGUCGGACCUCGUGGGCGGCCCCGAGGUGAGCACCAUGGCCGAGAGCGAGCAGCACGGCCGCGUCCUGGGCGACAUGUUGGACUUGCGGAAGGAACUCAUGCGGACGAUCGCGUCGCCGUGGCACCCGCGGAUGGGGCGGAGGAGGUAAGUUUACUUUUGUUCACUUUCUGUUGAUCGCGUCGGCGGCGUCGCGGCGGUGCCGUGGUAUCCUCAGAUCUGGUGGACUAGGAGUCGUUUCCGUGACAGAGCGGAUUGCGCGCGGCGUCCUGCGCAUCACGGCGACGGCGUGCUGCUUUCGCGUCGCUUCCCGGCCGCGGCGACGGCGUGGAGUGAUGUCGGGGCGGUGCGUUGAGGUCGCACGCAAUCGACGCGCCACGCCGCUGCGUCGCCGCAGAAGAGAAAAGUAGGGAAAU